CUUUCGAUGAGUUCUUUGGCUGCUUUUCUGUCUUAUUAGUACAACACACGGUGUGUGUUUGCCGCGUAGGAAGAGAACAAAGAACCAAUUUUACCUUUAAUUUGUAAAUAUAUUUGGGCUGUAAAUAUAUUCAUCAUCAAAACAAAAACAAUCCACCAAAAGAACGUCUUUGACAAAUUGUCAAAAAUCGAAAAACUGUUUAUCCUUUGUGUUUGUGUGUCCGUGUCUGUUACUCAUUUGACCAUAUUUUUUUCGUGUGAAAUUUGUAUCUCUGUGUGUUUGUGUGUGCUCAUUGGAUUUUUCUUUUUAAAUCACAUCUUCAAAAAAAACAACGAAUGAUGACCACAUUAGUGUCAAAUUCGUCCCAAUCUGGUGGUUUAUCAACAACAACAACCACUGGUGGACGUGGUAGUACAAACAACAAAUCAAACAAUACAAUGAAUAAUAAAAAGAUACAUCAUCAUUCAAACAAAUCAUCACAGCCGUCUCAAACAUCAUCAUUAUCGUCAAAUAAUAUGGUAUCGAAUAUGGAUUCAUCAUCAUCGUCGUCGUCGAACAACAUGACCAUUAAUAAUAAUAACAAUAGUAAUCAUGUGGCUGAUGAAUUUCGUAGUACUAAAAAUGAUAAAUUCCAGCCUACUGCAGAACAAAUGCGUAUUGCUAGCCUGAUGAGCGAUAAAAAAGAUGAUGAUCUGAAGCCAAAAAUUGAAAAGAUUGUUGAAUUGACCGGUGCAUCCCGAGAGGAUGCUGCCGUUGCACUAUAUGACUGUGACAAUGAUAUGCCAAAAGCAAUCGAAAUGAUUCUUGAUGGUGAAUCUUUAGAUUCAGAAUGGCAAUCGACCGGUAGAAAAAAACGCGGUAAAUCAACCGCAACAUCAUUAUCGGGUCCGAGUCAAUCAACGGCAGCUGACGUAUCGUCAGCAGUCGCAUCCACGACACUUACUAAUGGUCAACAGAAUAAUCGAAUGGAAAAAUCAAAUCGAUCCAAUAAAUCGAAUGCUGAUGGUAGUGGUCGCCAAAGUUUAAAAGGUCCUGGAGGUCGCGGUGGAUCGAUGGCUGGUAGAAACAAUAGUAACCGGAAAAAAGACUAUCGUGGUUCACAAUCGACGAACAACCAUCCUAAUCAACAAUCAAACGAUAAGGAUGGUGCUGAUGACGGUGGUGAUGUUUUCAAUACGGCCGCUGUUGCCGAUCGUAAAAGUAAUGGCGAACGUUCCAUUGGUGAAAGAGGAAGACGUGGUGGUGGACGAGGCGGUAGCCGUGGUUUAUCUCGGGGUCGUGGUGGUAUGGCCCGUGGAUCUCGUACAUUCAUGAAUCGUGGAAUGCAAAAUAACCAGAAUAGCGGAGGUAGUGGUGGUCAUCAUCAUGGUAGUGGUAGUGGUGGUGGUGGUAAUCAAAAUGGUCCAAAUCAAAUUUCCGAUGGAUUUCCUAAUUCGAUUGACACGUGGUCAAAUAAUGCCGUUGAAUCGACAUCAACAACCGGAUCAAACGUAACGGGAUCAGUGACUGGAAAACCAACGACAGAUGACCUUCAAACAAUGACCGUAGGUAAUUGGUCAGAUGUUGCGGCCAAUGAAGAUUGGACUGAAGAAGAUUGGACUCAACCAAUGGCAACAAAAGUGUUCACACCAAGUACCAAGGUUAUAUCGGAAAAAGAUGAAACAAACACGAUUAAUAAAUCAACAAUGAAUGAACAACAGCUACAACGUGGUGGUAUGGUAUAUAAUAACGCAAGUGGUGGAAUGGUGGUCGGUAAAUCACAAUCCAAUGAUCAGCAACAGCCGCCAACGAUGAGUUCGAUUAUUGCAUCGACGAAUAAUAUGCAAAAACAACAACCAAGACAGCAGCAACCACAAUCGCAACACCAAACAUCGGCUGGACAAGCAUUCAUACAGCAUGUAUCACAGAAUUCCAAUCUAAAUCAGUAUACAUAUUCAAGUCAAUUCUCGAAACAAGCAACCGAAAGUAUUAAAUCAUUAGUUGGUAUGCCAUCUGCUGCUGUUGGGACUACUUCUUCUGCCGCUGAUAAUGCUGCUGCAGUUGCACAAUCAAAUGCCGCAGCAGCAGCAAGAACAUUAGCGGCAGCGACGGCAAAAGUUCCGGCUAAUGUUCAAAUGUCAAAAAUGGUACAAGAUACGGCUGUUGAAAUGCCAUCAAAUGAUCCGAUCGCAAAUCUAUCGGUCCAUUUUGGUUCACUUGAAUUUGGUUCCAGCACUGGUUUUCCACUUGGUGCAACGGAUGGGUCGAUGUUUGAUACGACUACGGGUGGUAAAAAAACUAUUGAUACAACAAAACAAUCCAUGUCAUCAUUAUUACCGACGGCAGCAACGGAUCCAAAUGGAUCAGCAUCGAAUUAUCGUUCAUCCAAUUCCAAUCAAUCAGCUAAUAAAAUGAGUGGAGCCACUGGUACGGCGGGUCAAACAUUACAAACAUCACAAGUGUUACCACAUCAUCAACAACAUCAUCAUCAUUCCUUGAAUGAUUCGAUUCUUAAUGUCGCUGCUGGUGGUGCUAGUAGUGUUCAACAAGAUCAUCGUACAUCGAUGAUUGUGGAUAACAAAUCAUCGGCAACGGCAUCAUUGAAUGCCAAUAAUAAUAAUACUGUUGGUGGUGGUGGUGGUUAUAAUCAGAAAAAUGUUUUGGAACGAAAGUCAAACGAUUAUAUGUCACAAAUGUCAACGUAUAAAUCGAGCAAUUAUAAUCCAAACGUUGGUGGUAAUACAAUAGAUCAAACGAAUCCGUAUUCAUCAUCGACAAGUGUUGGUGGUUAUCAUCAACAGCAAUCCUCAAUGGCACAUCAAUAUGGUGGUAGUGUUGGUGUUGGUGGUUAUAAUCAUCAUCAAGUUGGAUUCGGUGCUAAUCAUCAUUCAGGUGGUAGUCAUAUGGCCAGUCAACAACAACAAACAGCAUUGAUGGCAAAUGCCGGUGGUUAUGUUCCAUAUGGUAAUCAAUCAUCAUCGGCCACUACUACCGGAGUAGUACAACAACAACAACAAAACCAAAAAGUGCUUCGUGAUAUGGAUAAUGUAAGCGGCGUCGGCGGUGGUGUUAAUAAUACCGUACAGCCUGUAAUAAGUUCAACGAAUAAAUAUGAUUCAAAUGCAGCAGUGGGAUCAUCAUCAUUGGGUCUUAUGUCCAGUUCAACAUCGACAACGAAUGCAAUCAAAAAUACCUUGUCAUCAAGUAAAGGAAUCCAUAAUGUGCCUCCAGGUGUGACAAAUUCGGCGGCUGCCGUACAGCAGCAACAACAACAGCCACAGGUGUUGAGCGCACCAUUUAUUGCAAUGAGUAAUCCAGCGAUGACAAUACCAACACAUUAUUAUCCGUAUGAUUUACAAUUUCCGGCUACUGCAGCACGUGAUCAUACCACUUAUUCACCGUAUGCAACCGCUACAGAUGUCAAAUAUAAUCGUAAUUCGGAAUCAGAUAUGAUGCCUGUAUCAUCACAAGCAGCAAAUGCAACAGCAGCAGCGGCUACACAAGCGCACAAUCCAUACUUUCCGGGUUAUGGUCUAUAUUUUAGUUAUGCUCAAGGACCAAUGUAUCCACCAUCACAUCCGGCGGCAUUAUAUCCGGUACAACAGGCGCAAAAUCCUGCCGUAGCAGCUGCGGCUGCCGCAGCUGCUGCCGCUAAUUCGCCAUUCGCCACUAAAGCUAAUACGACUGCCGCCGCUGCUAAUUAUGGAUCUCAUUCAUAUAAUUCGGCUGGAUAUGAUUCGAUGGGUAAUGCCGGUGGUGUUCCAACACAAGCUGAUUAUGCCACAACAUCGAAUAAACCGUAUCAACAACAGCAACAACAUAAACAAAUGACAACUGUUGGCGGCAAUGCUGGACAAAGUGUUGGUGGUGGUGGUGGCGGAGGAAAUGAUCUAUCAUCGACGGCUACAAAUAUGUACAGUAAAGCACAUCCACAAAUGAACAAAAGCUAUGAAAAACAAGGAUUCCAACAGCAAACGGCAGCAGCAGCCACACAUCAGCAGAUGAAUAGUUUACAUCAAUCAUCCUAUGCAAACAAUGCUUAUGCUAUGUUACCUCAACAUCAUCAUCAACAACAACCACAACAACAACAACAUCAAACAAUGCAUCAUUCAUUUGCUACCGUCGACCCAAUUACUCAACAAGCUGCCGGAAAUGUUGUUGGUGGUAAUCAACGUUCAUUAUCACAGCAGCAGCAACAACAACAACAACAACAAGCUCAUAAACAAAUGAAUUCAAAUCCUGUUGCCACUUAUAGUAAAUUUAAUUGGAAUUAAAUUUGAAAUCAGUGGUAUUCAAUUGAUUCGAAUUCCCCUUCUCAAAAAAAACACCAUAGAUAAUUCAACACAACCACACGCAUGAUUUAUAAUUCUUAUUCCUAGCAUUUUUGUUUCUUCACUUUACCGUAAUUUGUGCAUCUUUCCUACACACACACACACA
This is a messenger RNA of Dermatophagoides farinae (American house dust mite), 4416 nucleotides long. RefSeq lists its product as uncharacterized. Gene Ontology annotation, molecular function: protein binding. The record is from RefSeq and is a predicted model, not a curated record. NCBI's taxonomy places the organism in Eukaryota, Metazoa, Arthropoda, Arachnida, Sarcoptiformes, Pyroglyphidae. Gene Ontology annotation, cellular component: cytoplasm; nucleus.